Leptosomus discolor (cuckoo roller) is the source of this 1721-nucleotide messenger RNA. The record is from RefSeq and is a predicted model, not a curated record. Lineage: Eukaryota; Metazoa; Chordata; Aves; Leptosomiformes; Leptosomidae.
AUGGAGCCAGCACAAGCACUUAACUAUUUGUUUGUGUUACAGAAAGCAAUAGACCUUGCUAGCAAGGCAGCGCAAGAAGAUAAAGCAGGAAACUAUGAGGAAGCCUUCCGCUUGUACCAACACGCUGUCCAGUAUUUUCUCCACGUUGUUAAAUAUGAAGCACAGGGUGAUAAAGCAAAACAGAGCAUUAGAACGAAAUGUACAGAAUACUUGGACAGAGCAGAAAAGCUGAAAGAAUAUCUGAAAAAGAGGGAAAAAACUGCACCAAAACCAGUUAAAGAGUCUGGUCCUGCUGAUGGAAAAGGGAAUGACAGUGAUGGGGAAGGGGAGUCAGAGGAUCCUGAAAAAAAGAAGCUACAGAAUCAACUUCAAGGAGCAAUUGUUAUGGAGCGACCAAAUGUCAAAUGGAGUGAUGUUGCUGGCCUUGAAGGUGCCAAAGAAGCACUUAAAGAAGCAGUGAUCUUGCCCAUUAAAUUUCCGCACCUGUUUACAGGAAAGAGGACACCCUGGAGAGGGAUUCUCCUGUUUGGACCACCAGGAACAGGAAAGUCUUAUUUAGCAAAAGCUGUGGCAACAGAAGCAAACAACUCUACCUUUUUCUCAGUAUCUUCCUCUGGCCUUGUCUCGAAGUGGUUAGGUGAAAGUGAAAAGUUAGUGAAAAACUUGUUCCAGCUUGCCAGAGAAAACAAACCUUCUAUUAUCUUCAUUGAUGAGAUAGAUUCCCUUUGCGGUUCAAGAAGUGAAAAUGAAAGCGAGGCUGCUAGACGGAUAAAAACAGAAUUUCUAGUCCAGAUGCAAGGGGUUGGUGUUGACAAUGAAGGAAUCUUAGUCUUAGGAGCAACAAACAUACCCUGGGUUUUGGAUUCUGCUAUCAGGAGAAGGUUUGAGAAGCGUAUUUAUAUUCCUUUACCUGAAGACCAUGCUAGGGCUGCAAUGUUCAAACUUCACCUUGGGUCAACUCCAAAUCUUCUAACAGAAUCAGAUUACCGAGAGCUUGGAAAGAGAACUGAUGGCUAUUCUGGUGCAGAUAUAAGCAUCAUCGUACGUGAUGCACUGAUGCAGCCUGUUAGAAAAGUGCAAUCAGCUACUCACUUUAAAAAAGUAAAAGGACCAUCAGUGUCUAAUCCAAAUAUGAUGGUAGAUCUGUUCACCCCUUGCUCUCCAGGUGAUCCUGAAGCCAUAGAAAUGACAUGGAUGGAGGUUCCAGGUGAUAAAUUACUGGAGCCUCAGGUUUCCAUGGCCGAUAUGCUCAGGUCGCUAGCUAGCACAAAACCAACAGUUAAUGAAAAGGACCUGGAGAAGUUAAAGAAGUUUACAGAAGACUUUGGUCAGGAAGGCUAAACCAAAGAUAUAGACGUGAAGCAUUGGAACUUUUUUUGCUUUCUUAGGUAUUCUUAGGUCUUUAUGGAUGGCACUUCAAGUAAAUGCCAGUAAAAUCACUCCUUUCUUACUUUGCAGAAGGAACAGAAGAGACGUUUGCAAAGACCCUUAAGCUUUUGUAUUGUAUUGUUUUCCUCAGAUGUCUAUUAAAUGUCUUCUAUUGAAAAACAAUAUUAAAAUAUAAUUUUAGAGUGAGACAGCAAAGUGAUGUGGUAAUGUCUAUUAAAUACUAGAAAACUUUUAAAUUAUUAGUUCAGUUUUAGAUAUUCUGUUAGACCGGGGUACAAGUGCGUUUUAAACUCCCAGUAGGUUCAAAAAAACCUUUUUUGAGGGUGGAAGAG